GUGGUAUUUGACGACUAGAACAGACGAAAUAGUCUUCUCUCUGACCUAGACUCUAUGCCCCCAUUCUGCGACGUCACGCCGUGCGCCGGAAGUUAGACUGUCAUGCUGUAACCAUGAACGCUUACAGAGGGUUUGCCCUUCUCUGCCGCGGUGUCUCCCGGUGCCAGGUGCCUAGAAGACAGCCCUUUCCCGCUUGCGUGUGCACUGUCACACAGACAUACAGACUGCUAAAUACUAGCCAUGCUGUAACUACACAGCCCCCAGAGCCUUACCCGAAGGAUAUACAGUCCCGAGUCCAGAAGCUGAUAAGCAGCACGGAUGAACCAGACCUCCUGUACAAGAAGAUAGAAGUAUUAGCAAAAGGUCAUGACAAAACGGUGCUGGACAGCUAUGAGUACUUCACAAUCCUAGCAGCUAAAGAACUCGGCCUCCAUGUGGAGAAGGUGUCUGAGCCGAAGAGAAAGAUUGAACGUUUCACCCUUUUAAAAUCAAUUCACAUUUUCAAGAAACACAGAGUGCAGUAUGAGAUGAGGACACAUUACAGAUGCCUGGAGUUAAAGCACUUAACGGGGAGCACAGCGAAUGUGUACUUGGAAUAUAUCCAGCGCAAUGUCCCAGAAGGUGUCGCCUUAGAGAUAAGAAAGACCAAGCUUGAGAAAUUACCUGAGCAUCUGAAACAGCCAAUAUGGGAUACGUUGGACAGCGAGGAAGAGAGGGAACAUCCAUGAAUUUUGCUUUUAUGCCUUUAUGAAUCCUUAUUUAAACUUGUGAUAAUAAAAAGUUGUUUCGCAUUGUUUAA
Molecule: messenger RNA, 799 nt
Organism: Pseudophryne corroboree (corroboree frog)
Lineage: Eukaryota; Metazoa; Chordata; Amphibia; Anura; Myobatrachidae
Gene: MRPS10
Product: mitochondrial ribosomal protein S10
Exons: 7
Coding region: 114-728 (204 amino acids)
Biological process (GO): translation
Cellular component (GO): mitochondrion; ribosome; mitochondrial small ribosomal subunit
Molecular function (GO): structural constituent of ribosome
Source: RefSeq, a predicted model, not a curated record